CUCCCGCUCCAGACCCGGAGAUCAUGGUGGUGCUAAAGGGCGUUCCGGCGCUGCUGUCCCCUGAGCUGCUCUACGCCCUGGCGCGGAUGGGGCACGGCGACGAGAUCGUUUUCGCAGACGUGAACUUCCCCACCGCCUCCAUAUGCAGGUGUGGGCCGGAGGAGAUCCGCGCUGACGGCCUGGGCAUUCCACAGCUCCUGGAGGUUGUGCUGAAGCUGCUGCCACUGGACACCUACGUAGAGAGCCCGGCUGCUGUCAUGGAGCUGGUGCCCGGUGACAGGAAGAUCGGCCUUCAGACCCCGGUGUGGAAGAGCUACGAGUCCAUCCUCCUGGAGGCCAGCUGUGCGAGCGCCCUGGCGAAGAUAGAGAGGUUUGAGUUUUAUGAGCGAGCCAAAAAGGCUUUUGCUGUUGUAGCAACUGGGGAGACGGCCCUUUAUGGAAACCUCAUCCUCAAGAAGGGGGUACUGGCCCCCGAGGCACUGAUCUAGGCCUGGCGAAGACCCCUGGGCCCAGAGAGGAAUCUGCAUCUCUGGGCCAGAUCACGGACAAACCGGCCCUGUCCUGCUCAGCCCAGACCGCCCCCAACUGGGGACCCCGGGGGGCCAGGCCAGUCUUUGGGGGGUAGGGGGAGGUGCUGCUGAUGGGGACUGGGACUCACCCAAUUUACAAUAAUGAUGUGAAGUGUGGUGACUCGUCUCUGAAGUCAGAGGUUUCAACAACAGCCCCGUCCUCAUAAAGACUUGUUCGGUGCCGAACACGAGGGAGGCCACUGGCUCCUCAGCGCGCCCCCCACCCCCAUGCAUCCUCAGGGAGGAAGGAAGGCCUCUCUCCUCCCUAAGGUCCGAGGCAGGUCCCUGGGUUCGGGACAAGAGCUCACAGGAGUAGAGGUCCUCUUGUGAGGAGACCCCACAGAGGGCUGGGCUGGGCGGCCACGACUGCACUGCGAGAGCCUGGGGGUGAGCAGAGCAGCUGCCCAGGGGCCCUGAGUGGAGGGUCUGCAGUAACCCCCAGAGCUGGGGGUGGUGGGCAGGGGUCAUUCUGGGUGCUGGGGAGGGUGGGGAUCGGUCAUCUGUUCCCUCUCUCCAGUGGUUGAGUGCCUAUUGAAUACACAGGAGCCCGAGCUGUUCUGGGAAAUGGGCUGGUGGGGGUGGGGAGGUGAAGGACAGGAGGACGUCCCUUGCGUCCCUUGCGUGGCCAGCAGGCAGAGGGCCAGACUGCCUGAAGGCAGCACGCGGAAGGGAGGCUGUGAUGGCUUCAGCAUGAGGCUUGGGCUGGGGCUCAGGGUGGGGAUAGCCUGCCAUCACUGCUCUGGACCCCAGGGUCUCCCCAAACGCUCCCACUCCCCUCCAGGCCUUCCUGUAGCCAUGCGGCUGCUGUGCAGAAGCUGGUGUGCGGGGCGCCUGGGCCUCUAGGCCCCUCAGAGCCCGGGGCUGGUGUCCCAGAUGUCACAGAGAACCUGGGGGGCAGGCAGGCCCCCUGGGCUGGGGGUCCAGGUCUCAGCCUGGCCGGGCCCAGUCAUUGCCAGGGCUUAACCUCAGACCCCUGACCCCACGGCCACCUCUAGCCACACAAAGGCCUUGCUUUAAACAGCUUUAUUGAGACGUAACCGACCUAAAAUAAGUUGCACACAGUCCAAGCGUACAGUCGAAUGCCUUUGGAUGUUGUCUACACGGGACAGCCUCUGGCCGCUGCCAGUGUCCUCCUGCUCACAAGGCUCGCACACCUCCACGGCCCACCCCCGAAGCCCCAGCUCGCCCUGCCUCCCCAGGCACCCUCAGCCAUGUGGCUGCACCCUCGGGCUGGAGGAGAUGCCCCUGGGAAGUCCUGGCUCCAGAGAGAGACUGGGCAACAAGCCACCCUGGUCUGCCCAGGGCCAAGGCUGCCACUGACCUUGGAUCUGAGCUGGGCACCCCCAAAUUGCUCAGAGGUGGCCACCCUUGACCUGACGGGGCAAGGGGAAUGACCUACGGGCCUGCUAACCCCCGUGCGUGCCAUGCGGGAUGCAGUCUGGGGCCUCCCCAGGCACCUGGCUCCCCGGAUCUGGGGCAAGAGCGGGUACUAGGUGCACAGUGAGGAGGCUGGGGCCCAUCCUGCUGCUUUAGGGCAGGACCACGGACAGGUCACGGUCCAGUCUGGGGUCCCUUCUGCGGUGACGUGAAGAUGACCUGGCCUGCUGGCACAGUGCCAGGUGGCGAGCACAUGAGCCACUAGGGAGAGCCUUGGGGCAUGGGCUGCCAUCCAAGUGCUCAGAGGGGACCCACGACAGGACACGGAAUUCCAGGGCACCCCAGACAAGCCCGCAGUCCCCGGAGCAGCCGCGUGCCUCAAAAUCGAGCCCUGGAUGGCCUCUGCCUGGAGCUCUGUUCGUCCUAACCAGUGGAGGGGCUCAGGCCGGGGUGUGGGAGGCACUCCAGGCUUCCCUCUUGAGGCAGAGGCGUGAUCGCCACACAGAAACCCCGACUGCCUUUGCACGCGUACUCCACACAUGUUCAGUGCAUCAAAUAGCCCCAGUGAGCCUGUGCCUGCAGCCGCAAGGUUGGGCCGUGCCCUGGGGUCCGGCCCCUCAAACAGCACUGGACAAGCACCCAGAGAAUGGGGAGGACCAGGAGCCUGGGCCUGAGUCCUGCACCACCCCCCAACCUGAGCCCCUGUGCACCUGAGCACCCAGUGAUGCACCCUCCUGCUGUCUUUUUAGGGCCUAUCUGUGGGGAGCUGACUGGUCCCAACCACUGACCUCUGCCAUGCCCCGGGCCCCAUCCCACCAUCCAGGGAGGAGGCCUGAGGGGAGCCGAUCAUCCCAGGAGCAGGGGCGCUGGGUUGAGGGAGCUUUGGGGGCUCUUAGUGUUUGGAGACAAGCCUGUGGCACCAGGAGGACACAGGCCUUUCCUUGUCCCCGACAGAGCAGGCUAGGACCAUGGUCACUGUUGCUGAAGACACAUGUGGCCUCCACCCCUAUGAGAUUUAUUUUUCCAGUUGGG
Messenger RNA from Enhydra lutris kenyoni (northern sea otter), 2978 nucleotides. RefSeq names its product fucose mutarotase. The record is from RefSeq and is a predicted model, not a curated record. NCBI's taxonomy places the organism in Eukaryota, Metazoa, Chordata, Mammalia, Carnivora, Mustelidae. Gene Ontology annotation, biological process: fucose metabolic process. The transcript is spliced from 6 exons. Bases 24 to 488 code for a protein of 154 amino acids. Gene Ontology annotation, molecular function: racemase and epimerase activity, acting on carbohydrates and derivatives; fucose binding.